This is a messenger RNA of Homarus americanus (American lobster), 381 nucleotides long. Its product is annotated as nuclear pore complex protein Nup160-like. Gene Ontology annotation, molecular function: structural constituent of nuclear pore. Lineage: Eukaryota; Metazoa; Arthropoda; Malacostraca; Decapoda; Nephropidae. Gene Ontology annotation, cellular component: nuclear pore. The record is from RefSeq and is a predicted model, not a curated record.
CCACCUCAACAAGCCUGGAUUCUUAAACCUCUACCCAAGUUAACAGAUGGUGAAGCUGAGGAAGACUGGCAGAAUGGGCGGCGCUACUCCAAAACGCAGCAACGACGGCGCAUCAGUUGCUCCUCCACUGACCCGGCGGCGACCACAGGUGAAGGUGUUGGAGCUGACACACAUUGAGCGAGAGUAUGAGCUGGUUCAUGCCAGGUUGAAGAUGGUGAAGACCCAACCAGAUAUUCCUUCAUCAGGAGGCCCUCUGAGUGCUGCGGACACAAUCAGUCUGCUCACUCAUGGCCGACUGUUCCGUGAGGCUGUGCGUCUAGCGAAGCUGUUUGAGCACCCGGUGGCUCCUGUCCUGAAGGGUCUGGCCCACGCCUGUCUCCA